AUGGAAGACCACCAGCAGUACGAGGUAGACCCCUCGCAGGUGGUCAAAAAUGAUCCCAAAGGCUCUUCAGACAGCAAUUGGGUCGUGCAAAAGUUUGGAGGCACUAGUGUUGGGAAAUUCGCUUUGAAUAUUAUUGACCAAGUGGUAUUACCGAGUCUUUUGGAACAUCGUGUGGCUAUAGUCUGCUCGGCGCGAAGUAGUUCGACCAAAGCUGCAGGUACUACGAACCGUUUGUUGCGAGCAGCGCGAGACGCAGAGGACGCUCUAUCACAACAAUAUGCCUCCCUUGUUGAGGCAGUCCGUCUGGAACAUAUUCAGGUUGUCGACGACCAAAUUCAUUCCAGUGUGCUCAAAUCGCGGCUUGUGUCAGAAAUACAUAACGAAUGCGACAAAGUUCUCAGAGUCCUGGAAGCUGCACAGACAUUGGGGGAAAUUAGUGCACGAUGCGUGGAUAAAGUAAUCAGCACGGGAGAGAAACUGAGCUGCCGGCUUAUGGCAGCUUAUCUUCAAGACCGAGGCGUGGAUUCGCAGUAUGUGGACCUGGCUGAGAUCAUUGAUUUUCCAAUCUCGAACCAAGGCCUCGACCAGGAAUUCUACAACAAUCUCGCCGCCGCCCUCGGCAGAAAAAUUCGAGCUUGUGAGAAUAAAGUCCCAGUUGUGACUGGCUUUUUUGGAACUGUGCCUGGGGGUCUCCUCGAUCAGAUCGGCCGUGGCUACACCGAUCUCUGUGCUGCUCUCGUUGCCGUUGGAAUAAAUGCCAAGGAACUGCAAGUAUGGAAGGAGGUUGAUGGAAUAUUUACUGCAGACCCUCGAAAGGUGCCCACCGCCCGUCUUUUGCCUGCAAUCACGCCAGCCGAGGCAGCUGAGUUGACAUUCUAUGGCUCUGAAGUGAUACACCCCUUCACCAUGGAGCAAGUCAUCCGGGCCAAGAUCCCGAUUCGCAUAAAGAACGUUAUGAACCCUAGAGGGGAUGGCACUGUGAUCUUCCCAGACUCUACCUUUGAACUGGAAAAAACGACACCAGGCCACGACCCCAGACUAUUCCGUACCCGGAGCCCCAGUCUUGUGCAGCGGCCCAAACGUCCAACCGCCGUGACGAUUAAGCACAAGAUAUUGGUAAUUAAUGUACAUUCAAACAAGCGCUCCCUUUCACAUGGAUUUUUUGCCGGAAUAUUUUCCGUCCUUGACCGCUGGAGACUCUCUAUCGAUCUGAUAUCCACGAGCGAGGUCCAUGUGUCAAUGGCUCUUCACUCGGAAAUGCCUCUUCUGAAUGGUGUUGGAAGAGAUGAAUACCAAGUCAUUGAUGAGGAUCUCAAAGGUGCUUUGCGCGAUCUGCAGAAAUAUGGCACAGUUGACAUCAUCCCGGAGAUGGCAAUUCUUAGCCUUGUUGGAAAGCAAAUGAAAAAUAUGAUCGGAGUUGCUGGCCGGAUGUUUUCAACUCUCGGUGAGAAUAAUGUUAAUAUAGAAAUGAUUUCCCAGGGUGCCAGUGAGAUCAACAUCUCAUGUGUUAUUGAAGAGAGAGAUGCUGAUCGUGCUUUAAAUAUUAUUCACACCAGCAUGUUCACAUUUUUAGACUAA
Molecule: messenger RNA, 1578 nt
Organism: Aspergillus ibericus CBS 121593
Lineage: Eukaryota; Fungi; Ascomycota; Eurotiomycetes; Eurotiales; Aspergillaceae
Product: aspartate kinase
Exons: 4
Coding region: 1-1578 (525 amino acids)
Biological process (GO): amino acid biosynthetic process
Molecular function (GO): aspartate kinase activity
Source: RefSeq, a predicted model, not a curated record